Symbiodinium natans is the source of this 1266-nucleotide messenger RNA. Lineage: Eukaryota; Dinophyceae; Suessiales; Symbiodiniaceae. The record is from the annotation of a GenBank genome assembly.
AUGUACACCAGCGACUGCAACAGGGAAGGCACGGACAGCCACUUCUUGGUGCAGCAGAGGGGCAAGAUCAAGCGCAUUCUGGAUCGCGAUGCCGGCGAGUCCCAGAGCACGCGGGUGUAUUGGGUGCGAAAGAAGCGGAAGAUCUAUGCCAUGUUCUUCUAUGACUUCUUCCACACUAUACUUCAAGUGCCCGUUCUGGGUGUCUACCCGAUGGUCUUCAUCUCUUACGCACUCUGCCAUCUGCUUUUCGCGAUUAUGUGGUGGAGCAUUUCGGACAGCUGCGCGAUCGGGCUCUCGAAUCUUAUGUCGGCCUUCUACUUUUCUGUGGAGACGCAGAUGACCAUCGGCUAUGGUGCUCCAGCCGAGAACUUUGCUGGCUGCCCAGAGGCCGUACUUUUGCUGCCGUUGCAGGUCGUCUGCGGGCAGAUGCUAGAUGCAGCUGUGAUCGGCAUCGUUUUUGCACAGAUUUCAGCGGCGAGUGCUCACGCAGCGAGCGUGAUGUUCAGCGACACAGCGUUGCUGAGAGUGGUGGAUGGCUGCGUGCAGCUGACCUUCAGGAUCGCCAAGAGGACUGGCUUCAGCUUGUCACAAGGGAAGAUCCAGGUGUACUGUGUGCAGCACCACAAGGACCCUUCGCAACCGCGCGGCGUGCGCGUGGAGGUGAAUGCGAUGCACCUGAUUGAGCCCGACAUGGACAUGUACAACGGGGUGAUCUUCCUGGGCCUCCCUGCCGAAGUCAGCCACAAGGUGGACUUCAGCAGCCCCUUGUCGCCCAUGGUUCCUGCGGGCACCGCUGGGUAUCCUUCUGAGCUCGACGUGCGGACGUACCUCAAGUCGUCGAAGUACUUGGAGAUACUGGUGCUGGUGAGCGGUGUGGAGCAAACCACGGCCGCGAGCUUCGAGGCCAGACACUCCUACACCCUGGAUGACCUUUUCUGGAACAGGACAUUCGAGCCAUGCGUGUCCAUCAACAUGGACGGUCAACACACCGUGGAUCUGCAGCGAUUUCAUCAAAGCCAUAUGAAUCGGGACGAGGCCAUGGCGGUGGUUCCUGACCGUGCAGUCUCUGUGCGGACACACCACUCCUUCAGAGCGACCCUUGCGCCACAGGUGGCAGAUUGGACCAUUUACCGCCGCGGGAGAGCUCCACUUGGAGUCACUCUGGAUGAGCUUUUCGCGUACAGGACGCACAGCCACUCUGACCUGUUCACUCGGCAAAACAGCCUUCCGGCAGCACAGAGCCAACCAUGGGCUUGGGGGGGUUGA